GGAGAACAAGGAAGACCGCAAUUGAAAAUGCCUACAAUUAAAGUCACAAGUUGUGAUGUCAUAAUAGGCUCCUCAUGACCGAGGGAAGUGUCCUUACCAGUGCUCCCUUGUUCCUGCCCGGUCCCUCUUUCUGCGGCACACUGUUGCUAAACUGAAAAAGUGAACUUUAGUCGCGCGACUUUGUUCUAAUGGAUUUAUCCGAGUCCGUGAGGGAGUUCACAACAUUACCAGUUUAACGUUUGAAAUGCGCGCGUGCUGGGACCAGUAACGACACACCAUGGCGGACAGAAGGACCAUCAACGUGCUGGUUUUGGGUGUCGGGUUUCUGUUCAUUUUUACCGCUUUCACCACCUGUGGAAACGUUGCGCAAACUGUCGUGAAAAGCCUGAGGAAUGACACGUUCAGUGGGAGCGGGUACCACAGUCUCGGAAUCAUCUAUGGAGUCUUUUCAUUCGCCAACUUACUCGCACCGAUGGUCGUUGCAGUCAUCGGACCAAAGAUCGCCAUGUUUCUGAGCGGCCUACUCUACAGCGGGUACAUCGCCGUGUUCAUCGUCCCGUCAACGUGGUCCUUCUACUUGACCUCGGUACUCAUCGGCGUUGCAGCCGCCAUGCUCUGGACGGCUCAAGGUCACUUCCUGGUGGAGAACUCGGACGCUUCCACCAUCAACAGGAACACCGGGAUGUUCUGGGCUCUCCUGCAGUGCAGCAUGCUCUUUGGCAAUCUUUACAUCUAUUUGGACUGGAAUGGAAGGACAGAGAUACCAGACAGCAGCAGGAGGAACAUUUUUCUCAGCCUGCUGGUCGCCUCGGUCCUCGGCACGCUCAGCUUCCUCCUGUUGAGGAAGAGCCGCGACGAAGAGGAGCUGCUCUCCGAAGAGGAAGGGCAGUCGCUGCUCUCGACCGGCGUGACGUAUCGGAGCCGGGCGAGCUCUGCUCUGCAGGAGGCCAAGUCAGAAUGCAAGACGAUCCUGCAGCUCCUGAGGACCAAAACGAUCCUGUUGCUGAGUCCCUGCAUGGCCUACAGCGGCCUGGAGCUGUCGUUCUACAGCGGCGUGUACGGGACGUGUCUCGGUGCCACCGCUCAGUUUGGAGAUUCGGCCAAAGGCCUGAUCGGGAUCUCUGGCAUCGUGGUCGGCAUCGGAGAAAUCGUGGGGGGGGGCUUGUUUGGUCUGCUGUGCCAGAACAACCGCUUCCGACGCACCUCCGUGGUGUUCCUGGGAAUGCUCGUCCACUUUGUCGCCAUCUAUUUGAUCUUCCUCAACAUCCCGGACGACGCCCCCGUCGUCUUUCACGGCGGCACCCAGAGCCAACCCUUCCUCUCACCCAGCGUGUCCGUCGCCCUGCUGUGCAGCUUCCUGCUGGGCCUCGGGGACAGCUGCUUCAACACGCAGCUCUACAGCGUGUUGGGCUGCGUUUACGCCGAACGCAGCACGCCCGCCUUCGCCAUCUUCAAGUUCAUCCAGUCUGUCUUCGCAGCGGUGGCGUUCUUCUACAGCGGCGCCCUGCUGCUGAAGUGGCAGCUGCUCGUCAUGGUGGUCCUGGGCUUCGUGGGGACGCUCUGCUUCUUCGCCGUGGAGCGCAUGCAAGGCUUCAUAACAGAUUUGCAGGAAUAUUAGAACCGAGACAUUUCGUCAUUUGUGGGAGGAGCUUCUGUAUGAAAACACUUUGCAGGGGUCGUAUGUGGGUUCAAAAUGGUGAACUGAAACGUUUUGAUUCCACCUUGCACCGUCUGUACUCAUAACCCCACACGGCAUCAUCAUUAAUCUUGAUUUUAUAGGGUUUUAAAAUAACCACUCGCCUUAUUUCGUUAUUAAUUGCAUCGCUUCAAGCUCAGGUUGUUUUUAUUAAAAGGCAGUGUUAUCCGAAAAAAUUGUAUGUCUCAAAAAAAUCAAAUGUUUUAUUUGAAAGCUGUUCAUAGUUUUCCAGAAUGAUUGACAGUUUGACAAUAGAUGAGAGAAAAUAAUGCCAUUUUGUUGAUGUCAUGUUUCAGAAAAAUAUUAAGCGAUUAAUGCCUGACAAUCAUUGUUCUUAACCUUUUUUGCGUGUGUAAAUUAUGCAUCUUGUCAAUGUUGUCCUCCCAAUUUUUUAAAUUCUUGCACGUUUUUCCAGUGCCGAGCAAAGCCGUGUCCUGUUUUGUUGCAUUUUUUUCUUGUAAUAAACAGGUUCAGAUGAUGCAACACA
Molecule: messenger RNA, 2183 nt
Organism: Pseudoliparis swirei
Lineage: Eukaryota; Metazoa; Chordata; Actinopteri; Perciformes; Liparidae
Product: UNC93-like protein MFSD11
Exons: 13
Coding region: 278-1618 (446 amino acids)
Source: RefSeq, a predicted model, not a curated record